Molecule: messenger RNA, 1617 nt
Organism: Kockovaella imperatae
Lineage: Eukaryota; Fungi; Basidiomycota; Tremellomycetes; Tremellales; Cuniculitremaceae
Product: multidrug resistance protein fnx1
Exons: 2
Coding region: 1-1617 (538 amino acids)
Biological process (GO): basic amino acid transport; transmembrane transport
Cellular component (GO): fungal-type vacuole membrane
Molecular function (GO): basic amino acid transmembrane transporter activity
Source: RefSeq, a predicted model, not a curated record
AUGGCGGAGACGCCAGAGACAGAACCUCUGCUCCCUAAACCUCACCAUAAUCUGCUUGGUCUGACUGCCUGGCGAUUUCGAAUUGUCUGCGUAUCAGUGUGGAGCUUGACAUUUUUCGUCUCACUCGAUAGUACGCUCGUUGCGACACUGCUCACGCCUAUCGGAUCUUUCUUUCAAGUCUCAAAUCAAGCUCAAUGGAUCGGCACAUCCUAUCUCUUAUCAUUGUGUUGCUUUACGCCAAUCUAUGGUAGAUUGUCCGAUCUACUAGGACGCAAGACCGCCUUGUGUAUCGGCUUGACACUAUUCGUCCUUGGAACUGCAGGAUGUGGCCUGGCUCCAUCUAUGGCUUGGCUGAUUGUCGCUCGAGUUGUCGCCGGUAUGGGUGGCGGAGGACUCCAGAGCGUAUCUGUCAUCGUGGUGACGGACCUCGUGGGACUGCGACGGAGAGGUCUAUUCCAAGGAUAUGGAAACAUCUUUUUCGCUACUGGCGCAGCUGUAGGAGCACCAGCAGGAGGCAUUAUCAACGACAAACUUGGUUGGCGAUGGGCUUUCUACCUCCAAUUACCAUUUCUGGCCAUUGCGGCCAUCAUGCUGGUCACUCAAUUCAAAGUUCCAAGACCGCCAACAUCUUCAAAUGACAAGGGCAAUCCGCUCAAGCGACUGGAUUGGUUGGGCAGCUUGACGCUGGUCUCUGCAGUCGGGACGCUUCUCAUUGGUAUUUCUCUUAAAACGUCAUCCUCCAAAUCCGACGGCACAAAUUUUGCAUGGAGCGACCCGAAAAUCUACGGUCUGUUGAUCGCCGCUGCGGUCCUCAUCGUCUCAUUCGUGUUGGUCGAAGGGUUCUGGGCUGUCGAGCCUUUACUCCCUCUAUCUUUCCUGACGCGACGCACUCCCGCUGCGGUUUGUCUUUCCAGCUUGGUCAUGGUGACCAAUAUGUUUUCCAUCAUGUUUAAUAUACCUCUUUACUGCUCGACCGUCCUCCUCGCCUCGGCUUCUCAAGCUGGAGCUCACCUCACACCCUACACCCUUCUGCUCGGUCUUGGCAGUCUGGAAGUCGGUUGGGUUAUGCGUCGUACAGGGAAAUAUUGGUGGCUCAGUAUAUUUCAUGCUUUACUGCUCGUCCUCACAGGCGUAUUGAUGUUCACAUGGUCGACCAAGAGUCCAGGUUGGAUGUUUUGGGUGGCUCAGAUGCCAUCUGCCUUUGGUUACGGGGCCAUCCUGACUACCUCACUCGUUGCUCUCAUGACCGACGUCGUGAGGCAAGGAAAAGGCGAAACGGCAGUGGCGACGAGUAUGACCUACAUGUUCAGAAUGGUCGGUCAGGUGUUCGGCGUGUCAUUAAGUCAAGCCAUCAUUCAGGCGAUCGUGGCCAAAGAUCUGACAAAUAGUAUCCAGGGGCCGAGAAAACAGGAGAUCAUUCAGCUGAUCAGACACUCCGCAUCGUCCAUCCGUGAUCUCGAGCCAGUGUACCGAGACGCAGCAGUGGCCGCGUACCAGCAUGCCUUGCACACUGUCUUCAUCUGCAAUCUCGUCCUCACCAUCGUCAAUACUUGUAUCCUAACCGCCGUCAAGGAGGAGGAGAUGCCAGAGCAGCGAGCCUCAGAGGCGGCAGACUAG